AUGCCACUUGGGCCUAUUCUGACGCAACCGAUGAAAUUUAUCAAAUUCAAUGCUCCAUUCGAGGAUGAGAAGAUCAACUACUUUAAAAUAACGAAUGCUUCCACCAAUUGCAUCGGUCUGAAAAUAGAUCUCAGUUGCACCGAUCGAAUUCAAACUGACGUCAAAGUUUGUUGCCUUGAUGUUAACGGAUCGAUAAAAAUCAGAAUUGCUACCAAAUGCUUCGAUCUCGACAAAAACGCCCAGGACUGCAUAGCAAUCACCUGGAUGAAUGUCCAAAACGAAGGAGACAUUGAUGAGGAAUUUUUUGAAGGGGAUGGUCUCCGUAAUAAAAAAAACUAUUUUUGUUGA
Molecule: messenger RNA, 348 nt
Organism: Caenorhabditis remanei
Lineage: Eukaryota; Metazoa; Nematoda; Chromadorea; Rhabditida; Rhabditidae
Exons: 1
Coding region: 1-348 (115 amino acids)
Source: RefSeq, a predicted model, not a curated record